This is a messenger RNA of Pichia kudriavzevii, 2007 nucleotides long. RefSeq lists its product as uncharacterized. Lineage: Eukaryota; Fungi; Ascomycota; Pichiomycetes; Pichiales; Pichiaceae. The transcript has a single exon. Bases 1 to 2007 code for a protein of 668 amino acids. Gene Ontology annotation, biological process: intracellular protein transport; vesicle-mediated transport. Gene Ontology annotation, cellular component: fungal-type vacuole; CORVET complex. The record is from RefSeq and is a predicted model, not a curated record.
AUGUCCCCACUGGAUGAUCUAGUAUCAAUCUUUGCAGCAAUCUCCACCAACCAAGAAUCUCGAAAUUUGCUUGUUUUAGACCGUGAUAUCUCGGUACACUUGAAUUAUCUCACAAACAAUAAAUUCUCUGCAUUUACUACCGCUACCCAUAUAUCCAGAAUCGUUUGGAUUGAAGAUGUCGCCAAUAUUCAAGAUGGAUCACCAGAUUCAGUUGUGUUCCUUAUAAACCUCCUAAGUGAUGAGAAUAUUCAUAAAUUGAAUCAAUUGUCAACAUUGUUACCGCAGAUGAAACAAAACGUCCACUUGAUAGUUGCACAUCCAUCUCUUGAUACGUCCUUGCAAAGAUACCUAUCAAUUAAGGGACUGCUUGGUGAUUUGACGUCUUACCAUGUUUGGAAAUCUCUUUUAUAUUUUAAGUUCGAUGAUAUACUCUCCCUUGAAUAUCCAAAUGCUGCUUUUAAGGAUAUCUAUUUGGACGAUUCGCCUGUCCCACUUCAACUCUUGGCAAAGACGCUACUAGUAGAGUAUAUUGAUUCAAACUACAAUCUCAGAAUCACAAAUGUAUACUUAAAAGGCCGAAUGUCUGCUCGAGUAUGGAAUAUCUAUGAGAAAUUGAAAGCGGAACAUCUUCAAUCUCUCUCCGACACUCAAAGGAAAGUUAUAAAUGAUAUAGACGAUACACUGUUCAUGGAUGUCCAUUCUUUUUACAAUAAUUCAGUGGAUUUCAUCUGUCUCGAUCGCUCAAAUGAUCUAAUUGCUGCGUUGUCUUCACAACUAUCAUAUUCCGGGUUACUGAAUGAAACCUUUAACGUUGAAACACAGUUGAAGCCAAUCACAUUUGAGGGAAAACUUAUAAAUCUGAACGACCCAAGUGAUCAGAUAUUCCCUCUAAUCAAGGAUUUGAACUUUAGUCAUGUUGGCCCUAUACUCAACCAACAAGCAAAGCACUUGCAGACUGAAUUUUCUAAAAGGAAUGAUUUGAAAGAUAUUGGAGAAAUGAAAAAUUUUGUCGGUGAACUAAGCAACUUGAAAAAAAUGCAAGAAAAUGUUACCAAACAUACAAACCUUGGUGAAUUCAUCAUCUCAAAGUUUAGAGGCUGGAAUGAAAAUACUGGUGUGCCUGAGCUAGAUCAGUUGAUUGAUCCUAAACAAGAAAGCUAUCAAUCUCAAAUAAUAGAAUUCCAACAAGAUAUACUGGUAAAUGCUGCAAAUACAAAUACUUUGCUGAACACACUGAUUGACAUAUUGAAUUUGCAAGAAUCUUCACUGUUUGAUGUUUUCAAGUUACUUGUCCUCAUAUCAAUAGUGAAAAGAGGAAUAAAAGAAUCUGAAUUUUUGCCCGUUUAUAAUGAAAUGGUUUGUAAGUUCGGCUUAGAGAAUGUGCUACCAAUUUUACUCAACUUGAUAAAACUGAAAAUUGUCCAAUUCUUAUCCGGGUCAAACCAGCAACUUCCUUUCCUGUCUUUCCCAACAAUUUCGAAUCUUGAGGUUUCGGAUGCCCAAAAUAUCCAUAAUUUCUCAUUAUUAGCAAAAGCUUUGAAUUUACUACCUUCAAGUGAAAGUGAAAGUAAUACCGAUAAUAAUGUAGAUGCAGAUUUUGGAUAUCCAGGAUAUGUUCCUAUCAUUACCCGACUUGUACAAUCGAUAUAUUCCCGAAAAUUUGUCGAUUCCAUCGAAACAAUCCAAGGGAGUGAGCAUGCAAUAAAAUAUGGAUGGAAUAACCUCAGUUUAGAGCACUUAACUGGUGAAACUGUUCAAAGAUUUUUGGUUCCUGAAAGAAAGGCAAAUAUAUUUCAGUCCGUGGUUCCUCCUAAAGUAUCUUCUUUACAAAAAAACAAAAGCACAAUAAUUAUCUGCGUUGUUGGUGGAAUUACAAUGAGUGAAGUAGCAACGAUCAGACAUACAUUGAAGAGUAAUAGUUUUACUGCUCAUAAAAAUAUCAGAUUUAUAACAACUGGCUUCUUAACCAGUGAUCAACUCAUCAAGUCACUAAAUAGUGCAAGUUGA